This is a messenger RNA of Penicillium soppii, 1248 nucleotides long. RefSeq lists its product as uncharacterized. The coding region runs from base 1 to 1248 and encodes 415 amino acids. The transcript has a single exon. The record is from RefSeq and is a predicted model, not a curated record. Lineage: Eukaryota; Fungi; Ascomycota; Eurotiomycetes; Eurotiales; Aspergillaceae.
AUGGAUCCAACACAGACGCCUGGGAGCGACCAUCUCAAGAUCUCCGUUGCCGCACCCCCGCUAUGGACUUAUAUAGCCGGGGACACGAUCAUCGGCAGCGUGAAUGGCUGCUCACAUAUCGGUGCAUCUGAUGCCAUGGUCUCCCUUGCAUUAGUAGGCCAAGCAAAAACGCUCAUCGAAAGAGAGGGUUGCAACGUCACAAAUAAAUACUACGGUGUGUGGGAGCUUUUUGAGUUCGCGCCACAGAUCCUACAUCGGGGGCCCAUUCACAUACCCGAGGCCAACAGCUCAGAGAAGAUCAACAUACCUUUUUCAAUUAAUAUUCCCGAAACGGCUUCAUUAUCAGCCUUUCGAGACCACGGACAAGCGGAGAGUUUCAUUCCACUUCAUGCAGGCUUUAUCGCACAGCACCCGUUACCAGGUACUUUCUCAUCGGAAUGGUCCGGAGCAAAGUUGUGCAUCGAUUAUCAUCUCCGAGCUCAACUGCAAUAUAAACGCCAUGGUUCAUGGCAGGUUCAACGCGCCACAGCUCCUAUCACACUAGGACACCCGACAGUAGACCCGAGCACUAUAUGCUUUGCGCUUCAGCGGAGAUCUAUCGCGUGUAGGGUACGUGGCCAUGACCUACGUCCAUCGAUGCAGAGCGAGAAGCUGUCUUUGACGCAAAAAGCACAGAGAAUGUUUCGCUCAUCGAGAACGCUUGGGCUCUCCUUUGCUGUCGAUAUGCUUAUGCCACUCCAUAUUCAGCUUGAUAACCCAGCACCAAUCCCGCUAAUUCUCAGGGUUGUCCCUCAGCAAAAUGGGAGUAGUGGUGUUAUCAAGGAUGCUGUGCAGCCUGUCAAAAUCAAUUGGAUGAGGUUGAGCAUUUUAUCCCAAGUCGAGAUCGUCUGCAAACCAGAGGGUUCGGGCUGUUGCAAGAUAGCCAAAGACGAGAAUGUCUUUACCCAGCCUUUAGGGUUGAAGAGAGUGUUUUCGGAGCGCAAAGAACCCAUCGUUACCGUUUCUGGACCGCGCGACCAACAAAUUAAUAUUGGGAGUAUACUCCACCUUGUUCUUAGUCAUGAUGGUCUCAGAAGUGGUGACGAGCGGCUCAGCCGGUCCGUUAGCAUUCAGCCGAGUUUUGUCACGUUCAAUAUCAGACUGAGUCACAAGUUAAUAUGGGAAAUGUCUCUUGAUAUUGCUGGAGAGACGAGGACAUUGUCGGCUGAAGCAGGGGUCAUAAUACAUAAUAGUGCUACGCGAUUAUGA